This is a messenger RNA of Staurois parvus, 314 nucleotides long. NCBI's taxonomy places the organism in Eukaryota, Metazoa, Chordata, Amphibia, Anura, Ranidae. The record is from the annotation of a GenBank genome assembly.
UACAGGAGAUGACCAGAGACUGAGGACAUACUACAGGAGAUGACCAGAGACUGCGAACACAGUACAGGAGAUGACCAGAGACUGCAGACAUAGUACAGGAGAUGACCAAAGACUGCGGACACAAUACAGGAGAUGACCAGAGACUGCGGACACAGUACAGGAGAUGACCAGAGACUGCAGACAUAGUACAGGAGAUAACCAGAGACUGCGGACAGUACAGGAGAUGACCAGAGACUGCGGACACAGUACAGCAGAUGACCAGAGACUGCGGACACAGUACAGGAGAUGACCAGAGACUGCGGACACAGUGCAGG